Nezara viridula (southern green stink bug) is the source of this 333-nucleotide messenger RNA. The record is from the annotation of a GenBank genome assembly. Lineage: Eukaryota; Metazoa; Arthropoda; Insecta; Hemiptera; Pentatomidae.
AUGGGAGACUCGGGCGGUCCUCUGGUAUACUUGGAUCCAACCACCAAUAGGUUCACCCAAGUGGCUUUGGUCUCCUAUGGACCUACUGCUUGUGGAAGUGAUCCAAGACCUUCAGUGAAUACCGAUGUGUAUGCUUUCAACAGCUGGAUCCAGAAGGCUAUUGCAGCCCAUGAAGGACAUCUUGGAAUAGUAGCCAUGAAGCAAAAGGUCUGGUGGCCAGGUAUCGAUGCUGCUGCUGAAAAGAUGGUGGUAUCAUGUCAUUUAUGCCAUUUGGUUGGAGUUUCUCCAUCACCAGAGCCAAUGUCGCGAAGAAAAAUGCCUGAAGUUCCAUGA